This is a messenger RNA of Nothoprocta perdicaria, 3194 nucleotides long. It is a transcript of the gene GMFB, whose product is annotated as glia maturation factor beta. NCBI's taxonomy places the organism in Eukaryota, Metazoa, Chordata, Aves, Tinamiformes, Tinamidae. Gene Ontology annotation, biological process: negative regulation of Arp2/3 complex-mediated actin nucleation; actin filament debranching. The coding region runs from base 16 to 522 and encodes 168 amino acids. The transcript is spliced from 7 exons. The record is from RefSeq and is a predicted model, not a curated record. Gene Ontology annotation, cellular component: actin cortical patch. Gene Ontology annotation, molecular function: Arp2/3 complex binding; actin binding.
CUAGUAACAGCUUUUAUGAAUCUAAAUCAUUAUUUUAACUACUUAACUGCAGCCUUUAGGGCCUCUGAUUUCAGGACUGAUCUUGACAAAUGCCCUAGUGAGUCUCUGGUGGUUUGUGAUGUUGCUGAAGACCUGGUGGAGAAACUGAGAAAAUUCCGGUUUCGUAAAGAAACCAACAAUGCUGCCAUUAUAAUGAAAAUCGACAAGGAUAAACAGCUGGUGGUACUGGAUGAGGAGCAUGAGGGUAUCUCUCCCGAUGAACUAAAAGACGAGCUGCCCGAGAGACAACCUCGAUUCAUUGUGUAUAGCUACAAGUAUCAGCAUGAUGAUGGAAGAGUUUCUUACCCAUUGUGCUUUAUCUUUUCCAGUCCAGUUGGAUGUAAGCCUGAGCAGCAGAUGAUGUAUGCUGGGAGCAAGAACAAGCUCGUGCAGACAGCUGAACUCACUAAGGUAUUUGAAAUAAGAAAUACAGAAGACCUAACUGAAGAAUGGCUGCGGGAGAAACUGGGCUUCUUCCAUUAAGAAAACCUCUGUAAUAAGUAUUUAUGUACCAUCCUGAUAAUACUGGAACCAGGCAUGAAUACUUACAUCUAAAUGCACUGUAUUUACAUGUCUCCUGCAGUACAUCUCUUGUGCAGAGUUUGUGCGAAGAAUAGCCAGUCUGUCUCCUUGAAGUAACAAAUCUUUGCAGGCAUUUCCUUAUAUGUACCUUAUAAAGGGAAUACUCCUCCGCAGGGACUCCUUUUGCACUCCUGUGAUUAAUAUUUCUAUAAUUAGAAUAGUUCAGUUCUGAAUUUAUAACUAUCUUACCAACAUAAUUUGGAAGCUGACGCUAACUCUUUCCGAGCUACAAAUGCAUCCUUACGGCGUAUGCAAGCCACGUAUAUGCAAAAAUUGUGUAGUCACUGACUUGUCAGACUUUUUGACUUCAUGUCUUCUGAAUUUUGCAAACUAGUCCCUGGAAGUAUUUAGUACUAAAAAGACAGAAUCCUUGUACAGCAAACCUAUCCCUCUGUCCUUCCAUUGAGUCCCYCUGAACUUUUCCAAAUUCCCGGAAUAACCGUUUUUUGUCAUUCCAGUGAUUUCUCAGUUGGCUGAGUCAAUCUUACUAAAUUUCAGGGCAAAGCUUUGACUGUCCAGUUCUCAUGUUAAUAGAGUCUUAUAGGAACUAAAUGAUAACUAAGGGCUGAAUUACAACUCUGGUUACUCUCACACCAGAUGUCUUGCAUAUGUAACUUACUACACUGUUAAGAAGUUUACCUCUUUGCUCUUUUCCUUUCUAUGGACACCUGGUAAUACUGUGUGCCUUUAAUUUGUUAGCUUUAAAAUGACCUGAGGAUUUUACACUGCCACUUAUUACAAAUUUGGUUAAAAGAAAAAAGUUAAAGAAUCCAAGUAAUACUUUUUCUUAGUGCCUAGUGCUGCAGUUGACAUCUGUUAAAAGAUAACCUAAUUUUCUUUAAAAUUCCAGUCAUCUACUCCAUUUGUAGGAGUCCAGGAACUUAAAGCUUUUCAUGAUACAGAAUGAUUUGUAUCUUCUUCCUCUUUUUUCCUAUAAAAGUUGGCCACAUGUAGCUCUCAAGUAUGUUCAUGACAGUGUUUUAACUUUCUUACCUGCUUGUUGGCCAAGAUUACAUUCCAUUUUUGCAUAAGCGAUCAUUUGAUCUUGAUUUAUUUACAGUUCAUCUCUUUGAAACAGCAAAGAUUCUAAUGUGAAAAUAGUAUUUAACUUUUAUAAAUGACCAGUCUUUUUACAGGUCUGUUUUAUAUUGAGUAGACUAGUUGUCUGAUCUGUGACACCGUGUUCAGCGCAUGCAGUGGCAGGAGGAGGGCUCGUGUGGCAGCGUCUCCCUGCGUAGCUCGUGAGUGUUUGUCGUGCUACUGAACUGUCUGUGCAAGAGCAGCUUCCUGUAGAUACCACCACACCUUCCAGAACAGCUGCUGAACAGAUCAGUUUGCAAAAAGAAUACAGUGUUAACUGAAGAGGCCAGUAUUUCAUGCUGUGAAACCUGUGCUGAAGGAAAGUGUGUGAAAAGCUGUAUUAAGGCACUCAUUUGCCUAAUAUCAUGUGCAAUUCACGUGCAGAGGUCCUCAGUGUUGGUGAAUCUCUUCUUGGUUUGAUGUUCCUGCUCGGUUGCUUGUAUAUGAAUCUGAGCUGGCAGGAGCUCUUCAAAAUGCAGAUGUUCAGAUCUGAUUGAACUGAUCUUUCGGUGCAGAAAUAACUGCUUGUAAGUAAAGGAAAUAAGAUUUCUGUGUUAACAUAAUGAACUGGAACACUGGGUUUCCCUGGACAGAAAAUACUGAUCAUGCAACUGUUACUCGAUUGUUCUGUACUAUGGAUCAAUAAAAGCCAAGCCACCUUUUGUGACAAACUUGUAUAAAUACGACUUUGGUUUAAGGAACGGUGUCACCCUAAGCAUCGGUCUUAGAGCAGCGAGUCUUGUUGUGCUGGUGCUGUGCUCAAGGGAGGCCGGGUCAAGGAGCAGYGUGCGGGGACGGCUGUCACUUGUCACCUUCCCUUGGUUUGUGGCGGGAAAGGCUGCCUCUGUGCUCUCCGUCGUCGUGCUUUGUGCACGGGUGGGCUGCCAGCACCCGGCUGCUGCUCCCUCGGCCUCUCCAAAGCCCUUGGSCAAGUGGCCCCCUCAGCACAGGACAUUUCGUUGUGGUUUCCCUGUGUUUGAUGCAGUGUUCGGACCCACCUCUCUACUGCUCCUUAACUGUCCUAGGCUCACGAGGUUUUGGGUCGUGGCAUUAAAUAACAAGGCCAGUAAUGCUGAAUUCCUGCAACAAAGGCAUUAAUGAUAUCCCCAUCUGUCCUGCACAAAUAAUGUGUUUUCAUAACGUACUUUCCCUUCCUCCUCCUCGGAACUGCACUUUCCUUCCCCUGCUCCCCCUGCACGAGGGCAGGCAGAGGUGUCCGUGUUCAGAGCAGCAUUUUCUGACUGCAUUUCCAGCAGAGUUGCCURUCUCUCAUCAUACAUUUGUCUGAAUUUUUACAUCUCUAAGGGGUGCUCGUAGUAAAGGACAAUGAAAAUCACCUAAUGCCACCUCUGGGCGCCUUUGUAGCUAAAGGUCUGAGAGUAUUUUCCAUUGUGAGCUCCUAUUUUUCAGGAGUUUAGCAAGUCGGCCAUAAAGUUCUUGGCCUAAGUUAAGCUUGGAGGUGUCUCCUAAAGAGAGGCUUCUGCUACAAUUCA